This is a messenger RNA of Castor canadensis (American beaver), 1008 nucleotides long. It is a transcript of the gene Tmed4, whose product is annotated as transmembrane p24 trafficking protein 4. Lineage: Eukaryota; Metazoa; Chordata; Mammalia; Rodentia; Castoridae. The record is from RefSeq and is a predicted model, not a curated record.
GCGCGCGCACGCGCACGGGGCCGAGGCGCGAUGGCAGGUGUCGGGUUCCGCUGGCUGAAGGCAAUGGGGCGACCUGUGCUGCUGCUGCUGGCGCUAUGUGCCUUGGGUGCCCAGGGGCUCUACUUCCAUAUCGGCGAGACGGAGAAGCGUUGUUUCAUCGAGGAAAUCCCCGACGAGACCAUGGUCAUCGGCAACUACCGAACUCAGAUGUGGGACAAGCAGAAGGAGGUGUUCCUGCCCUCGACCCCCGGCCUGGGCAUGCACGUGGAGGUGAAAGACCCCGAUGGCAAGGUGGUGCUGUCCCGGCAGUAUGGCUCCGAGGGCCGCUUCACUUUCACCUCGCACACGCCCGGCGACCACCAGAUCUGCCUGCACUCCAACUCCACCAGGAUGGCGCUCUUCGCUGGUGGCAAGCUGCGUGUGCACCUGGACAUCCAGGUUGGGGAGCAUGCCAACAACUACCCAGAGAUUGCUGCUAAGGAUAAGCUGACGGAGCUGCAGCUCCGAGCCCGCCAGUUGCUGGAUCAGGUGGAACAGAUCCAGAAGGAGCAGGACUACCAGAGGUAUCGUGAAGAACGCUUUCGUCUGACCAGUGAGAGCACCAACCAGAGGGUCCUGUGGUGGUCCAUUGCUCAGACCGUCAUCCUCAUCCUCACUGGCAUCUGGCAGAUGCGUCACCUCAAGAGCUUUUUUGAGGCUAAGAAGCUGGUGUAGUGCCCCGUCCCUAUAACCUUGUCCUUUCACCUCAGUUAUUUGGUACUUUCCCCAUCCAAUCCCUUUACCACCUGAAUUUUGAGGGGGGAAGACAAAAAUGAAUGUCGCCUUGGUAUCAUGGCAACAGACCAUUUUGAUCAGCUACAUGUAGCCCUGGUUCUCAAGGAUACAGGACAUUGGUUCAAGCUUUCAAAGUUUGUCUUAGGGCUUGGUGAGUUGGAACUGACCCAAACCCAAGUCUUGUUUCUUUUGCUUCCAGUGAUUUCCCCUUUCCUCUAAGAGAUGAGCAAAUGA